AUGCCUAAACAUAAUCCAAUAUAUACACCAAGGGUAUAGAUAAAUAUUAACAUUAGUUUGAUGAAGUAUUGACUGAAUUGGUUGGUACACUUGGAGAAGCAAAAUGGGCUGAAAUUACUAGAUAAAUGAAAACAAUUUAUGGUCUUUCUAUACCCCAUAAACCUAUGGUAUAAGCUAGAUGGAGAGCAAUAGAUCCAAAAAUUAAUAGACAAAUAUUUUCAGCAGAAGAAACAGUUACACAUUGGCAUAUUUGUGUAAAAUAUAAAUGUCAUUGGGAUGCAGUUAAAGCUGAAUAUGAAGCAAUAGGUUAAAUUAGAGAUAAAUGUUUUUUGAGUUAGAAAUUCUAUGCUCAUUUUUAAUUUAAAUUAGUUGAUUUAAAUAGAAUGAUGGGUAAAAUGGUUGCUUAUAAUCAACCUAAGAUUGAAAAUAUGAGAGAUACUACAAAAAAAAGAAUUUUGGAAAUUAAUGCAAGAGAACCUUCUAGUGUUAAAGAUUAAUCUGCAAGAGAAAUAAUAUAAAGUUGUUAAAUGCUUAUUAAAUUAUUGACUUAUGUAGUAGAUAAUCAUAAAGAAGAUUAUAAAGUAAUAACAGAAGAAUUAAAAAAGAUGAUUACACCAGAAAAGUUUGCUAGAGUUCUUUAAAACAUAUUUAUUAUUGAUUUAAUUGUAUUGAUAGCUUGUAAUGAAUUAAAACCAUCUGAUGAAACUCCAGAUUUUAUUAAAAUGGAUGAAAGAAAAAAAAUAAAAUAUAAAAAACCAACUAAAGUUAAAAGAUGGGAUGAAGCACUUUUAUUAAGUUCAAGUCCAGAAAAUACAGAAGAUGAAGAUGUAUUAAGAACUGAAUAAGANCUAUUAAUGCAGCUACAGCAUCGUUGUAAGAAUUGAGAGAAUUAUAUGAGACUGAAUUGAAUAGAAGAAAUGGUAAGUAUAUCAAGAUUAUUUUAUAGAGGAGAAUGCUAUAAUAGAUGAAGUUAUUCAUAUUUUCAAAUAAUAAGUAUUGGAAAUGGCUAAUUAAACUUCUUUUGGAAAGAAAUGAAUAAUAUAAAUAUUAUAUAUUAAUAUUAAAAAAUAAGAGAAAAAUAUUAAAAGACAUUUUACAUAAUCAUUGCAUUAAUUUGGGUUAAUUGCAAACUCAAUCAAUGGCCUGUUUAGUAUAAUAAAAUUAUUUUAUUAUAUGCCUAAACAUAAUCCAAUAUAUACACCAAGGGUAUAGAUAAAUAUUAACAUUAGUUUGAUGAAGUAUUGACUGAAUUGGUUGGUACACUUGGAGAAGCAAAAUGGGCUGAAAUUACUAGAUAAAUGAAAACAAUUUAUGGUCUUUCUAUACCCCAUAAACCUAUGGUAUAAGCUAGAUGGAGAGCAAUAGAUCCAAAAAUUAAUAGACAAAUAUUUUCAGCAGAAGAAACAGUUACACAUUGGCAUAUUUGUGUAAAAUAUAAAUGUCAUUGGGAUGCAGUUAAAGCUGAAUAUGAAGCAAUAGGUUAAAUUAGAGAUAAAUGUUUUUUGAGUUAGAAAUUCUAUGCUCAUUUUUAAUUUAAAUUAGUUGAUUUAAAUAGAAUGAUGGGUAAAAUGGUUGCUUAUAAUCAACCUAAGAUUGAAAAUAUGAGAGAUACUACAAAAAAAAGAAUUUUGGAAAUUAAUGCAAGAGAACCUUCUAGUGUUAAAGAUUAAUCUGCAAGAGAAAUAAUAUAAAGUUGUUAAAUGCUUAUUAAAUUAUUGACUUAUGUAGUAGAUAAUCAUAAAGAAGAUUAUAAAGUAAUAACAGAAGAAUUAAAAAAGAUGAUUACACCAGAAAAGUUUGCUAGAGUUCUUUAAAACAUAUUUAUUAUUGAUUUAAUUGUAUUGAUAGCUUGUAAUGAAUUAAAACCAUCUGAUGAAACUCCAGAUUUUAUUAAAAUGGAUGAAAGAAAAAAAAUAAAAUAUAAAAAACCAACUAAAGUUAAAAGAUGGGAUGAAGCACUUUUAUUAAGUUCAAGUCCAGAAAAUACUGAAGAUGAAGAUGUAUUAAGAACUGAAUAAGAAAUUAAUAAAGUAACUGGUGGAACUAAUUUUACAAAAGCUGAUAUGGAAGAAAUUAAAUAGAGUCCAAUUUAUUGUGUUUGCAAUACUGAUUAAAAUCAAACAUUUUAUGAUUGGUAUAAUGAAGCUAAAAUUUAGAAAGCAACUUUAAAAACAGAUUUAUUAGUUGAUGUAAUGGAUGUUAUGAACAAUACAGAUAAAUAGAAAUCUGAAAAAAGUAAACCUGUUUAAAAAAGAACAGCUUAAUUAGCAAAGAAAUAAAUGAAAUUAAUAGAGAAAAAGAAAAAUGAACUAAUGAAAUAAGAUAAAGAUGAUAAAAUUAAAACUGUGAGAGGAAAAAUCAAAAUUGAUAAAGAAGUAUUCCCUGGUUGUUAUACUAAAUUCUUUGACAAAGAAGAUGAAGAUGAUUAUGAAGAUAGUCAAGAUAAUCCAAUAUAUUCAGCCAUUGAUGCAGAUCAAAUUUAUUAAAUUAUUAUGCAACAGAAAUAAGCACAAGAUAAUUGA
Molecule: messenger RNA, 2522 nt
Organism: Paramecium pentaurelia
Lineage: Eukaryota; Ciliophora; Oligohymenophorea; Peniculida; Parameciidae
Source: the annotation of a GenBank genome assembly